GGGGGGUUUUCUCUUGGAUUUUACAAGCUCGAAGGUGGGCGAAAAGGGCUUGGACAUACCUGGGCCUGGAACGUUUAAUCAGAAUCAACGAGGAGAGACAUAUACCAGAAUAUUCAAAACCUAUGGAAUUAUAUGGCAAAUCAGCAUGGAAAGGAGAAGAUUAUGGUUUCCAGAACUGGGAGCAGUCAAAAACUUUAACAAGCCAAGAAAGAGCAAAAUAUAUCCCAGGGGAGAAAGCAAAUAAAGCCAUUCCCUGCAGAGAAGGGAGCCCAGCUCCUUGUGGAACUAGUGUCCAGUUGAGAAUUGAUACUGUGGAUAAUGGAUGGAAGAGUGAGAAUGAUGGGAAGCAAUCAGAAAAAGUCAAAUCUGAGGAACUGAAAGAGAAUUUUUGGAAUCAAAGCAGACCAACAGGAGAAGAAGGAAGUUUUGUGGAGAAAAGAGUUGAUAAAUCUAUUACUUCUCAAGGUAGAAGUUUCAGUGAAACCCCAGUGCAACCUAACAGCCAAACAGAUAAGAGAUGUAAUAAUUGUCUGACUAUUCACCAGUUAAUCCACGCAGAGGGAAAGUCAAAUAAAAACUUCAAAUUUGGAAAGAGUGUGAAUUGGAACCACAACCUUGCUGAUGGUCAAGCAUUUCUCGAAGACAAGAAACCCUAUAAAUGUUCAGAGUGUGGAAAGGGCUUCAAUCACAGCUCAAGCCUCCCUUCGCAUCAGAGAAUCCACACAGGGGAGAAGCCCUAUAAAUGCUUAGAGUGUGGGAAGAGCUUCAAUUCAAGCACAAGCCUUUCUUCACAUCAAAGGACACACACUGGGGAGAGACCAUUCAGCUGCUUGGAUUGUGGCCUGAGCUUCCGGGACCAUUCAGGCCUUAUUAAACAUAAGCGGAUUCACACUGGGGAAAAACCCUACAGUUGCUCAGACUGUGGCCUGAGUGUUAGUACUCAGUCAAGCUUAGUUAGACAUCAGAGAAUCCAUACAGGAGAGAAACCAUAUCGGUGCACGGAAUGCGGGAAGUACUUUGGUCAGAGCACAGAUCUUGCUUCACACAGAAGAACCCACACAGGGGAGAAACCAUAUAAAUGCUUGGAGUGUGGGAAAAGCUUCAGUCGAAGCACAAGCCUAACUUUGCAUCAGCGCAUCCACACUGGGGAGAGACCAUACAGCUGCUUAGACUGCAACAAGAGCUUUUCUGAUCAGUCAAGCUUUAUUAAGCAUGAAAGAAGCCACACAGGAGAGAAGCCAUAUAAAUGCCUGGAGUGUGGUAAGAACUUCAGUCGGAGCACAAGCCUUUCUUCGCAUCAAAGGACACACACUGGAGAGAGACCGUUCAGUUGCUUGGACUGUGGCCUGAGCUUCCGGGACCAUUCAAGCCUUGUUAAACAUAAGCGGAUUCACACUGGGGAAAAGACGUACAACUGCUCAGACUGUGGCCUGAGUUUUACCACUCAGUCCAGCCUAGUUAGGCAUCAUAGAAUCCAUACAGGAGAGAAACCAUAUCCAUGCUUGGAAUGUGGGAAGUACUUUGGACAGAGCACAGAUCUUGUUUCACAUAGAAGGAUUCACACAGGGGAAAAGCCCUAUAAAUGCUUAGAGUGUGGUAAGAGCUUCAGUCGAAACACAAGCCUAACUUUACAUCAGAGAAUACACACCAGGGAGAGACAAUAAAGUAGGAAAAGCUUUUGUUUUAUCAAGCAAAAGAAAACUUAUGCAGAGAAGAAGUCAUACUUAUAUGUGCAGAAAGAUCUUCAGAAAACAAGCAUUACUUCAAAGGAUAAACUUGGUCUUUUCAUCAGCCUAUGUAGACUUCUUUUACUUAAUUGUAUUUUUGAAGGUAGCCAUAUGAAAAAGUUAUUUUUUGGUACUCAUUCUCUUGACAUUUCUGCUAUGGUCAUUAAAAUAUAGAUUAGAAAUACAUUGGUAAUUCUAAUGCAUUGUUUAAAUUGAAAAGUACGAGUAAUUAAAUUUUACAUUGCUUGCAAAGAAUGUUCUAUUGGAACAAAAGGUAGACAAAGUAUAUAUCUGUAAGAAAUUUUUGAACACUUUCAGAGCAACCAUCUAAAUUUGCGUAAAAUAAUUGCAUGGAGUAAAAUAAACCAUGCUGUUUCCCCUGACAGUGCCAGUUAUAGCUUGCACUAUAGGAAGGAAAUUAGGCUGAUAACCUAUAGAAUGGAGGGAAGCAUCCAGAUGCAAUUGCAAGCGAAGGGGAAAGCUUUAAUACAUUAAAGCUUUAAAGGUCUGUAAUUGAUCACUAGGAACUUUUAAUAUAUUCCUGGAGAUAAGCUACAUAAUGGGACUUAACCUCUUGAGUAGGUUUGCCUAAAAUUGUGCUGUAAGCCAAUAAAAGGUCAAAGAGGAAAUGCAGACCAUUGAAAUCAGACUGAAUGUGUCUGAUCAAGUUUGUUCUAUGAUGGGGCAAGAGCAGAAGGGGGGGGAAUCACCGCCAAUUAAGAGACGAUAAGCAAUGCCUGCAAGUAAAAUGCAAAAGGGAGCUUCUGAGAUAGGAGAGAUCUUGAGGAAAAUGGUUGGUACUUUAAAUUGCAUACUACAUACUUAUUUUGUUCAGUAAAUAUAGAUAGUCCUUGCUUAGCAAUCACAGUUGAGACCAGCAGCUGUCAUUAAGUAAAAUGGUUGCUAAGUGAAAUGACUGCUUGUAAUCUUACGUCAGCUUUCCUUUCCUUUGCAGACCUGUGAAGAUCAUAAAUUUGAGGAUUGGUCACAAAGUUACUUUUUCAUCACUGUCAUAACUUUGAACAGUUGCUAAAUGAGGACUUCCUCUAAUGCCAAAAUAUGCAGUAGCUGUAAAGGGAAUGUCAUAAAUUUCAUAUAAAAGAUGUAAAGUACAGGUAUUAGCAGACUGAAAGGUUAGAUUCCUUGUUGAAUAGUAUUGCUGAAAUUGUGACUUCGUACGAUGUAACAGAACAGUUGGGAAAUUGAUAGUGGGGGGUUUUUUUUAGAUUGCUUCAUUCUGGAUUUAAUUUAAAAUCAUAUUUUUUUAAAAAAAACGUUGAAUCACCAAGAGAUUAAAAACCUGUUG
This is a messenger RNA of Protobothrops mucrosquamatus (brown spotted pit viper), 3033 nucleotides long. Its product is annotated as zinc finger protein 2 homolog. Gene Ontology annotation, biological process: regulation of immune system process; negative regulation of transcription by RNA polymerase II; regulation of cytokine production. The coding region runs from base 123 to 1664 and encodes 513 amino acids. The transcript is spliced from 3 exons. NCBI's taxonomy places the organism in Eukaryota, Metazoa, Chordata, Lepidosauria, Squamata, Viperidae. The record is from RefSeq and is a predicted model, not a curated record.